Molecule: messenger RNA, 1607 nt
Organism: Biomphalaria glabrata
Lineage: Eukaryota; Metazoa; Mollusca; Gastropoda; Planorbidae
Product: mucin-2-like
Exons: 9
Coding region: 251-1465 (404 amino acids)
Biological process (GO): proteolysis
Molecular function (GO): serine-type endopeptidase activity
Source: RefSeq, a predicted model, not a curated record
CAGCACAGUUUUCGAUCUAAGGAAAAUUAAAAGAAUCGAUUUUUUUUUAAACACCCAGUCACGUGAUUUGAUCCAACAAUUUCUUUCGAGAGAGAGAUUUAAAUGAAAGUAAAAAGAAAAUCACAAUAGUGUCUCAACAACCAUAGACAGUCAAUAAUCAAUAGUUGUUAGGUUAGGAAAACUAAAUUUGAGAACUCAUCAACAUAGCCUCAGUAAGAACACCGUAGUCUGGAACCCAAAUAAAAUCACAAUGUUAGUACACAUCUUCUUCAGCUUGGUUGCAUGCCUUCCACACAUCCAGGCAGCUGAUAAUAUAUAUAUCAACACAUACAUUGGCCCUGACGGCAGAUCAUACUUCACCCAACCUUUGUACUGUAACUAUAGCGGAAGUCUCUUAUUGUCUACCUACUACAACCAACUACGAAGUACAUACACCGUACGUGAGGACAGAAACUGCUGCUAUUUAUCCGACUCUAGAAAUCAAUGCUGUGUUCAAUCUGACCAACUUCUAUUCCAGUGUCGCUGCAGUCCUAGCAUAUCUUGUGGAGCUCAGCCUAAAGUAGACACAACAACCACAACACCCACCACAACCACGCCCACCACCACGCCCACCACCACGCCCACCACCUCUACAACCACACCCACAACAACUACCACACCCACCACAACUACCACUACAACAACCACAACCACUACUCCAACAACAACAACGACACCAACAACAACAGUGCCACCAUCGUUGUGUCCAACUCCUUCAUUCCGUAUACUUAACGGUGCAGCCGUCAACGAUGAUUGUUUCUUCGCUGGAAUCUCCAACAUUACCAUAUUGGUGACUAGUACCAACACAAGACGUGUCUCCUGCAAUGCUGUACUGACCACGACAAUCAUUGAUGGAGUUUUGAAAAAAACAUUUCUGACUGCUACAAUUUGUAAGAAUGUCAUCAUUUCCUCCCAAGCUACAAAUCUAAGCGUUGAAAUCUCAAUCGGCAAUCAAAAUUAUCCCAUCGUUAAUCCAAUUUUUAACCUAACUGACGGACCAAAUGGCGUAGCCUACAUUACCAUUAAUGACCGCUACAUCAAUCUUCUAAGUAGUCUGGGAACAUGUCAGACUACAGCAUGUGCUUACAACAAUGUCACAAUGUCUGGGAAAGUGGACUUCAAUGAUUGUAAGAUUGUCAGCUGGGGAGCUUCGGAUGCAGCUACAUAUAGUCAGAAAGGAUUGUUUGAGACAGCUUUAGAAUACUCCCCCCUUGGAUGUACAGCAAUACCAAAUCUUUAUGGCGCCAAUACUACAAUGUGUUUUAAAACUAAGAGUGGCAAAAAUCUCAUCUGUUCGGGUGACAGUGGCGCCCCAGUCUACUGCAAGGCUCCAAGUAAUGGCGAGUGGAUUUUAAUGGGUGUGGCUGCCCUUCAAACUGGAUGUAAUGCUACUCCUGAAGUCAAAGUCAUUCCAUAUCCUCGUUGAGAACAGCUUCUGUAAGAAUCGACUUGAGUUUUUCUUUGGUUCAGACAUAUUUGUCAUUUUGAUUAGGAUUAGGUAUCUUUAGGAUUAUCUUUUGACGCCAUGGAAUCAAAACACAAAUAAAAUGAGUUUCAUUUAAUAAGAA